This is a messenger RNA of Dinoponera quadriceps, 2916 nucleotides long. RefSeq names its product centaurin-gamma-1A (gene CenG1A). The record is from RefSeq and is a predicted model, not a curated record. Lineage: Eukaryota; Metazoa; Arthropoda; Insecta; Hymenoptera; Formicidae. The coding region runs from base 1 to 2157 and encodes 718 amino acids. Gene Ontology annotation, cellular component: nucleus. Gene Ontology annotation, molecular function: GTPase activator activity; GTP binding; GTPase activity. The transcript is spliced from 13 exons.
AUGACAACUGGCCAGAGCGGGCACGAUCAUUCUCUCGCUAUCAGGCAGGAAAUACAGCGUUUCGAGAGCGUUCACCCGUCAAUAUACGCCAUUUACGAUCUUAUCGAUCUCGUGCCGGACGCGCACAUCGCCAAGCAAAUUCGCGAGCACGUCGUGGCGAUCGAAGAUUCCUUCGUCAACAGUCAUGAGUGGACGCUUGCGAGGGACGUCCCAGAAUUACACCUGGGAAUUAUCGGUUCCUCAGACUCGGGCAAAUCAGCACUGGUUCACAGGUACCUUACCGGUUCCUUCAUGCACGAGGAGUCGCCAGAAGGCGGUCGCUUCAAGAAGGAGGUCUUCAUCAAUGAUCAGAGUUAUCUUCUUUUAAUUAGAGACGAAGGUGGUGUGCCUGAAGCUCAGUUCUCCGCUUGGAUAGAUGCUCUGUUACUUGUAUUCAGCUUAGAAAAUGAAGAGAGUUUCUCCGUAGUUUGUGGUUUCUACAAUAGAAUGUGUUCCUUCCGGAAUAUGUCGGAGGUACCAAAAAUACUUGUAGGUGUACAAGAUUCAAUCAACGACAGCAAUCCACGUGUCAUAAAAGACGUUAAGCCGCGGAAAUUGGCUUGUGACUUGAGGUGUCCUUACUACGAGACGUGCGCCAUUUACGGCUUAAACGUCGAGAGAGUAUUUCAAGACGUGUGUCAAAAAAUUAUACAACAAAACACAUCCACGAGGCACUUCCCGUGCGACGUAUCUCAGCACAGCACGGAGAGCGAUAUUAAGUUUCCGGUGCCCGUUAUCACGAAGACCGUGCAUCUUCACAACAAGGAGGUGGAGAGCACGAAUUCGUUGAAAGCGAACACCUCGGAGAAAGAUGAGGACUGCCGGUCCAUUCACAACAGCUCCGUGCCGAACGAUUCGGGACUGCUGAACGACAAUUUCCACAAUAUGCAGAACCAACACGGUGAACUGCGAACGUCGAUCCUGACUCCGACUACCAUCAGGAAGUUCCGGAGAAAAUCGAACAUAUUCACACCUUCCAAGAAGGAGAAGUACAUGGGCGAGAUGGGCGUUGGCAGGGAGAUACCGGUGAAGCAAGGCUACCUGUUCAAACGGAGCAGCAAGUCUCUGAAAGAGUGGAAGAAGAAAUACGUCACAUUGUUGGAAGACGGCCGUUUGACUUAUCACUCGAGCUUGCAUGAUUACAUGAACGACACCAACGGUAAGGAGAUACUUUUGCAAUACGUCACGGUGAAGGUGCCUGGCAAAACGCCGAAGGGCUCCAAGUCGUAUAGCGCUCAAGAAGAUAGUUUCGAAUUCUCCAUUAUCUCGCUGGAGAACAAAACGUGGCAUUUCGAGGCGAACAACGCCGAGGACCGGGACAGCUGGAUCAGCGCGAUUGAGCAGCAGAUACUGUCGAGCCUGCAGAACAGCGACGGCGACAAGAAAAACGAAACCGACGCCUUCAAGAUGCACUGCAUAAAGAACAAGGUCUCGGGGAACGACGCAUGUGUCGACUGCGGCGCUUCGAAUCCCGACUGGGCCAGCCUAAACCUGGGCGUCCUGAUGUGCAUCGAGUGCUCCGGCAUCCACAGGAACCUAGGCUCACACAUAUCCAAGGUCCGAUCCUUGGACCUGGACGACUGGUCCGCAGGUCACUUAAGCGUCAUGCUGGCUCUUGGCAAUAACAUCGCCAACAGCGUCUGGGAGUACUGCUUGAACGGUAAGCAGAAACCCGUCUCGGACUCGUCCAGGGAGGAGAAGGAGCAGUGGAUCAGAUGGAAGUACGAGGACAAGCUCUUCUUACCACCGAUUAACCCGAACGUUCCCCUGGGGAAGUUGCUCAUCGACUCGGUCUGUCGAGGAAACAUGAGGGUGUUCACGUUCUGUCUGACUCGGUGCAGCUACGAGGACAUCAAUAUGCCGGUCAACGAGCCGGAAGAUCUGCGAACGCCGCUGCACUUGGCUUGCGCGACCGGGAACCUGGCGAUGGCGCAGCUCUUGAUAUGGCACAAAGCGAACCCGCAGAAUCUCGAUCACGAGGGCCGCACGUGCAUGUCGUACGUGCGGGCUCUGGAGAAGACGCUGGACAACUCGUCCGACUCGAUGGAGAUGCAGAAGCUGCUCGAGGUUCUAGAGCAAGCCAGCGUCUCCGGGAUGGACGACGCGGACGCGUCUUAGUAUUCAAGACGAUGUAGAGAAGAGUAAUGCCUUAUAAAUCCAACCCUGCCUGCGCGUCUUAUCGCUAUCGAGAAACUGGUGUACUUACGGUAUACAUAGAAAGCCAUGCUUCGUUUUUUAGUGGCUUAUUAUGAGAAGAGGGGAGAGAGGGAUGGAGGUUUUAUCAUUUUUGACAGAGCGAUGGAUUCGUCCGGAGGAGAGCAGCCAAAGUAUGUUGAGACGGGAGAUUGGAACGCAAAUUUAUUCUCUACGGUAGCGUUUUAGCUGUAUGAAAAGAAAAAAAAAUUAUAUAUAUAUAAGUGUAAAAAGUUUAUCGGUUAUGUAAACGGUCGAGAUCAUUUUAAAACACGCCGCCCGCACGAAAAUUCAUUCCGAAUUUGACGAGAAAUUUUUUAAAUGCGACAUAUUUAAAAGUUACGAUAAAUCUUAUCUACGACGUGACGCGUAAAUUUUGUACAUUGAACACGCGAUUCUUGAGGAGGGGAGAAAAAACGAGAAAGAAAAAAAAAAAAGAGGAAGGGACGGAGAAGUAAACUUUGCAAUAGAAUAUUUAUAACAAAUGGUUUGUGUCGGACGGAGGAUGGACUAAUAGCAUGCUCGAGUGUAUAAUUGUCAAUGACUGAGAGUACAAACACUCAUAAAUGUAGUUUAUAUUUAUAUAUAUAUAUAUGUAUAUCUAUAAUACAUGUAAUGUAUUUGAAGGAUAACUCUUAUAAUUUUUAUUUGAUUUGAUUGAUCAAUUAAACGUUUCAUUACCUC